Bombyx mori (domestic silkworm) is the source of this 7627-nucleotide messenger RNA. RefSeq lists its product as uncharacterized. Lineage: Eukaryota; Metazoa; Arthropoda; Insecta; Lepidoptera; Bombycidae. The record is from RefSeq and is a predicted model, not a curated record. The transcript has 2 exons. The coding region runs from base 579 to 4835 and encodes 1418 amino acids.
AUCGCGCGCGCCCGCUGCACACAAUUUUUGUUGGCGCGUCCAUUACAAAGGAGCCUCCGUGAUUCAAGAAAACACGCGCGGCCAUCACAAGUUGCUGCCGUGUGUUACAUCAAGAAGCCUCGUUACCAAGAUUCGAGCCGGAUACAACUUUGAACAUCGUUUCAAGACAAAACGGAACAAAGGAGUAUAUCGACAUUGGCGAGGUCAUUCGAGAAACAUCGAGACACGGAUUGCUUCGCGGCGCGUCGGCGUGAAUCAUACAAAUUCAAGACAAGACUACAACAAAUCAAGAAAUAUUGCUGUGUUGUGCCAGUUUUUACGAAUACAGUGCAAAUCAUUUUGAUUUUAUAAAUUCCAGCGAUCCGACGCUAGACCACGCCGCGCGGCCGCGUGGCUAGCUGCAGUCGCGCCUGUCCUUUCUGCUUCGCAUUGCUUCUGUCGCAACUUCUCUGCUUUAAGUAUUGUUUUGUAUUCUUCCCUUUUUUCUCUCACGCUAAUUAUUUCUAAUUAUUAAUUGCUUUCAGUUGAAAAAUUUGAAAUUGAUUUCGGUUGGUGUCAUUUGCUUAUUUAUUUGCACGAUGGAUAUUAAAUCAUUAAAGAAAACUAGAUCUAGCCAUAAGGCGAAGCUUACCAUAUUUAAAACAUAUAUAGAUUCACUUUUGCCUAGUAAAAGGGUCAAUGAGGUACAAGCUUUUGAAUUAAAGGCUCGCUUAGAUAAAAUUCUAGAUUUAUACAAUGAGUUCGAUUCAGUUCAGACUGAUUUAGAAAGUCUUGUGGAAAUUUCAGAUGAUGAACACAAGGAAAGAGAGAUUUUCGAGAACAGCUACUUCGGCUGCGUGGCUUUUGCGCAGAAGAUGCUCAGCGCUGCCUCUGCGGAUCAGGAUGCCGGGUCGGUGACGGGUUCUAAUAUUAACACUGGACCGUCUGGUCAUGAUGAACAGCGCUGUAGGCUCAGUUCCUGUAAGCUGUGCACACAGCGCCACAACACUCUGUUACACAAUAAAAACACUGUUCCGGAAGCUUCAACUUCAUCAGCGGGCUGUGUAGUCUUGCCCACUGUGCAGGAACAGACUCAAAAGGAAUCGAGUGGUGUCACACUCUCAUCCACACAUCACAGUCAGGUACUUCUAUCCACUGCUAUGGUCAAUAUACAAGGCUGUGAUGGUCAAACACAUAAAGUUCGUGUACUACUCGACAAUGGAAGUACAUCUAGUUUUGUCACAGAAACUUUACGAGCGAAAUUAGGAAUACGCAGUUAUUCUACUUCACUACUAGUACAAGGGUUGAACAAUCAGUCCUCAAAAAUUACAAAAAGAUGUGACGUCACCAUAUCGUCACUCACAAGCAGUGGUUAUACAACUGACGUCAAUUGUUUUGUUGUACCACAUAUCACUCAGUUGAUACCUACUUCACAAAUUAAUUGCAAUUUCUUUUUCAUUCCCUCUCGCAUCCACCUCGCGGAUCCAACCUUCUCCACGCCGUCUGAGGUGCAGAUGUUGCUGGGGGCGGACAUCUUUUGGGAUGUCCUUCAAAACAAUCAUAUUGUCCUGGGAAAGAACAAGCCAACUCUGAUUGAAACAACAUUAGGGUGGCUUGUCACCGGCUCUAUACGAUCAAACACAAAAUUUAACACCAACAAUACAGUCCAUUGCCAUUUUCUAAACAACAAUGAGCUUGAUGAGAAGUUAGACAAAUUUUUCGAACUAGAAUCAGUUCCCUCUGCUCAACAAAUCCAUACUAAAGGUGAGAGUGAGUGUGAACAAAUAUUUACACAAACAACAAAGCGCCACCCAGAUGGCAAAUUUAUUGUUACCAUUCCAUUAAAAGGAUCACCUGAAUCUUUAGGGGAUUCCAAACAACAAGCUCUAAUUAGGUUUCAAUCUUUGGAACGUAAAUUUAAACGCAACGCAGAGUUCAAAGAAAAAUACACAAAUUUUCUUGAAGAAUAUUUGGCUUUAGGUCACAUGUCAGAAAAUGAAACAAUACAAAACGACUGCAUUUCAUACUUCAUGCCUCAUCAUGGCGUUUUGCGGGAAAACAGCCUCACUACAAAAUUACGUACAGUCUUUGAUUGUUCAGCUGUAACAAGCACGGGUUUAUCAUUCAAUGAUAUUCAACAUAUUGGGCCCACUGUACAAGAUGAUUUACUUAGCAUAUUGAUUCGAUUUAGACAGCAUAAGUUUGUAGUAACGUCAGAUAUAGAAAAAAUGUAUAGACAAAUUUAUGUUAACAAUAAACAACGAUGUUUGCAACAAAUAUUUUGGCGAUCACACCCCAGCCAGCCAAUUAAACAAUAUAAAUUAAACACAGUCACAUAUGGGACCGCAUCAGCACCGUAUUUAGCAACUAGAUGUCUGGUACAGCUGGGACAAGAAUGCACCAAUGAGGAUGUUCGGGAAGCAAUUUUACACGAUUUUUAUGUAGAUGAUUAUAUAUCUGGGCAUGAUGAUGAAAAAACUUUAAUACAAAUAUGUAAAGGCGUCAUUCAGACGUUAGAAGGCGCACGUUUUCAUUUACGUAAAUGGCUGUCCAAUCAACCGUCUAUCCUGGAUGAUAUUGUUAGCGAAAAUAAUACAGACGAGUUAUUAAACUUAAACAAACAUGAUUAUACAAAAACAUUAGGUUUACUCUGGGCCUGUAAAAAGGACACAUUAUUAUUUGCAGUAAAUAAAAUAUCAAAUCAGCCUAACACAAAUAAACGUACAAUUUUAUCCACAAUUGCUCAAGUGUUUGAUCCACUUGGUUUAAUUAAUCCUUGCAUGUUACAGGCAAAACUCAUAUUACAAACACUAUGGGCUAAGAAUAUCACAUGGGAUGACCAGCUACCUGCUGAUGUUGAGUCACAAUGGCACGACUUUAUUAAAUACUUACCAGAAAUUACAAAAAUAGAAAUCCCUCGUAGAGUGUUAUGCAAUUCGUAUGUUAAGGUCGAAUUGCACGCGUUUUCUGAUGCCUCCAUUAAGGCCUAUUCAGCUUGUAUAUAUCUACGCUCAGUGUCUGAAACUGGGAAUGUACAAGUACAUUUGAUACUUGCAAAGGGCAGAGUGGCACCAUUGAAGCAAAGGCUGACUAUGCCAAGGUUGGAGCUUUGCGGCGCCCUUCUCGCUACAAGGUUAACAAAAAAGGUAGUAAAUUCAUUACGUUUAAACAUUGACUCAACAUUUUUUUGGUGUGACUCAACUAUUGUGCUGGGCUGGAUCAAAACAUGCAAGUUAAAACUAAAACAAUUAAAAGGAUCACCUGAAUCUUUAGGGGAUUCCAAACAACAAGCUCUAAUUAGGUUUCAAUCUUUGGAACGUAAAUUUAAACGCAACGCAGAGUUCAAAGAAAAAUACACAAAUUUUCUUGAAGAAUAUUUGGCUUUAGGUCACAUGUCAGAAAAUGAAACAAUACAAAACGACUGCAUUUCAUACUUCAUGCCUCAUCAUGGCGUUUUGCGGGAAAACAGCCUCACUACAAAAUUACGUACAGUCUUUGAUUGUUCAGCUGUAACAAGCACGGGUUUAUCAUUCAAUGAUAUUCAACAUAUUGGGCCCACUGUACAAGAUGAUUUACUUAGCAUAUUGAUUCGAUUUAGACAGCAUAAGUUUGUAGUAACGUCAGAUAUAGAAAAAAUGUAUAGACAAAUUUAUGUUAACAAUAAACAACGAUGUUUGCAACAAAUAUUUUGGCGAUCACACCCCAGCCAGCCAAUUAAACAAUAUAAAUUAAACACAGUCACAUAUGGGACCGCAUCAGCACCGUAUUUAGCAACUAGAUGUCUGGUACAGCUGGGACAAGAAUGCACCAAUGAGGAUGUUCGGGAAGCAAUUUUACACGAUUUUUAUGUAGAUGAUUAUAUAUCUGGGCAUGAUGAUGAAAAAACUUUAAUACAAAUAUGUAAAGGCGUCAUUCAGACGUUAGAAGGCGCACGUUUUCAUUUACGUAAAUGGCUGUCCAAUCAACCGUCUAUCCUGGAUGAUAUUGUUAGCGAAAAUAAUACAGACGAGUUAUUAAACUUAAACAAACAUGAUUACACAAAAACAUUAGGUUUACUCUGGGCCUGUAAAAAGGACACAUUAUUAUUUGCAGUAAAUAAAAUAUCAAAUCAGCCUAACACAAAUAAACGUACAAUUUUAUCCACAAUUGCUCAAGUGUUUGAUCCACUUGGUUUAAUUAAUCCUUGCAUGUUACAGGCAAAACUCAUAUUACAAACACUAUGGGCUAAGAAUAUCACAUGGGAUGACCAGCUACCUGCUGAUGUUGAGUCACAAUGGCACGACUUUAUUAAAUACUUACCAGAAAUUACAAAAAUAGAAAUCCCUCGUAGAGUGUUAUGCAAUUCGUAUGUUAAGGUCGAAUUGCACGCGUUUUCUGAUGCCUCCAUUAAGGCCUAUUCAGCUUGUAUAUAUCUACGCUCAGUGUCUGAAACUGGGAAUGUACAAGUACAUUUGAUACUUGCAAAGGGCAGAGUGGCACCAUUGAAGCAAAGGCUGACUAUGCCAAGGUUGGAGCUUUGCGGCGCCCUUCUCGCUACAAGGUUAACAAAAAAGGUAGUAAAUUCAUUACGUUUAAACAUUGACUCAACAUUUUUUUGGUGUGACUCAACUAUUGUGCUGGGCUGGAUCAAAACAUGCAAGUUAAAACUAAAACAAUUUGUAUACAAUAGAAUUAAUGAGAUCACUAAUAAUUCUGAUCCUAAUUCAUGGAACUACGUUCCCACAGAUAUGAACCCGGCUGACAUUGGUUCUCGCGGUCUUAAUGCAGCGCAACUUCAAUCUUCACUUUGUGGUGGGGAGGUCCGCACUUCUUACAUCAAACAGAUGUGCAGUGGCCCACACAGCCACAAGAUGUGAAUAUUGCUAGUUUGCCAGAAAUGAAACAUCAAUGCCAUCUGUCAACUGAUGACUUUCAUUGUCAGAAUUUCAAUAUUUCUCAAUAUUUUAACAAUUUUUCUGAAUUUAGUAAAUUACAACGUAUCAUAGCUUAUGUAAAAAGAUUCAUUUCCAACUGUCAAUAUUCUCGCAAUAAAACAUCAGGUCCCUUGACUGUCACAGAACUAAAUACUGCAUUAGAAUUAUUGUGCAAACAAGUACAAUGUGAUUCAUACUGUAAACAAUACUCACAAUUACUUAAUAAAGGCCCGCUGUCUCCUAAGGACAAACUUCUCAAAUUAAACCCUUUUAUUGACCAUGCAGGUAUAAUACGAGUAGGAGGUAGACUGUCAAACUCUCACUAUGAUUACAACACAAAGCACCCUAUCUUACUAGACGCAUCACAUCACAUAACUAAAAUAUUAGUCACACACUAUCACAAAAUUCUUUUACAUGCUGGACCACAGCUGUUGUUAUCAACGUUGCGACAUAAAUACUGGAUAGUCAAUGGUCGUAAUCUUUGUAGAAAUGUUACUCGAAAUUGCAUAUCCUGCCUUAGAUUUGCAGGCAAAACUUAUCAGCCUAUCAUGGGCAACCUACCUCUACAAAGAUUGCAAGCAGACUACCCUUUCAGUAAUACAGCUGUGGACUAUGCUGGUCCCAUCAUGAUGGCAAACAGAAAAGGUCGUGGCUGUCGGUUGAAGAAGGCAUAUAUUGCCGUUUUUGUUUGCCUGGCAGUGAGAGCGAUGCACAUAGAACUCGUCACCGACUUAAGUUCUAAAGGUUUCAUUGCAGCCUUAAAUAGAUUUAUUGCCCGCAGAGGUAAGCCAGCUGUGAUCUACUCCGACAACGGAACUAAUUUCGUGGGUGCUUGCAACGAAAUAGUUAGGUUUCUAAAAAAUCAAUCUAACGAUAUUAUUUCAUACGGUGCUGAAAACGAAAUUAAUUUCAAAUUUAGUCCAGCCUACAGUCCACAUUUUAACGGCGUAGCAGAAGGGUCAGUUAAAUCAAUUAAAAAACAUUUAACUCAUGUAUUGUCAAUGGCUCAUUUGGAUUAUGAAGAGAUGAACACUGUAUUGGUUCAAAUUGAGGCAAUACUGAAUUCUAGACCUCUCACUCCAAUUUCAUCUGAUCCAUCAGAUUUAGUUCCUCUUACACCAGCGCAUUUCUUGAUUGGACGAACGCUCACUAUGUUACCUGCUCCCCAGGUCGAUGAUACUCCAGUUCAUAUGCUUUCCAGAUAUAAAAGGAUACAAUUAUUAAAAACACAUUUUUGGAAUCGAUACUACAAGGAGUACGUUUCAGAAUUGCAGAUCCGAAACAAAUGGCGCACAAAUAGAGGACAACCACAGCCAGGAGAGAUGGUUCUCAUUAAAGAUGAUCGGCUGCCCCCCAAUAGAUGGCUGCUGGGACGUGUCACCACAGUUUACCCAGGCGCUGACGGCGUCAACCGGGUGGCAGACGUAAAAACUACUUCAGGAACCUUACGCAGAGCUUGGAAUAGGCUCUGUCCAUUACCAGUUAUGUUGGACCAGAAAGAUGCAUCUGCUCCAAGAGGGCCAGUCUGUUAACGAACGAAGCGGUGCCCCCCCUCUACGUGCUGCGGGACGCGCGCGCGCCGCCGCCAUCCCAUUCCGCCACCGACCGGCCGUGCGAUCGCGCGCGCCCGCUGCACACAAUUUUUGUUGGAGCGUCCAUUACAAAGGAGCCUCCGUGAUUCAAGAAAACACGCGCGGCCAUCACAAGUUGCUGCCGCGUGUUACAUCAAGAAGCCUCGUUAACAGUAGUUAAUAUAAUAUAUCCUGUCCGAGCGUAGCUGGAAUAAAUCCGUAGGCUAGUAGCGAUUAGACAGGGAGAAAAAAUAAGUUUAACUGUAUCUUUUUAUAAUAACUAGAGUAAGCUUUGUAAGAAAUAAUGAAGACACAACAAGCUCUUAACGUACUCUGGAGGUCAGGCAAAUUCACCAAACCGCUAUGAAUUCGACACCUACACUUGGAGCUUUUGAUGGAAGAUGUUAAAUGUUAUUUUGAGACAAGGCGCCGAGGUUGUCGUGAUGUGACAUGAUUUGACGAUUCAAUUCAACAAAUUCACAAUAAGUGUUCUUGUUUGGCGCCGACUGCCAAAAUUUAUGCUGUUUAUAAAACUCAUUUCUCCCAUUUACGUAAAUAAUUUGAUAAAUUAAUAUUUUUACAGAGUUUGUCUUAAUUUAAAAGAUAGUGUCAGGAGGUAUAGCCGAUAGCAUCAGGUCGCAAUCAAAGCUUUCAUUAAAAUAUAAACCGCACAGAGUUUAUCAAGCGCUCUACCACUGCUCUACCAAUUGCUCUUCCCGCUCAUCUGUUUGACUCGGGAUGCUGCAUUCUAUAAAGAUAUUGAAUAACAAUUUAUCAUUGUUAUAUAAAUUGCGGCGAGCGACAAUUUAUACAAUAUUUAUUGACAGAAUACUUAAGGUAGAAUGUUUUUUAUAUUUAACAAUAUUAUAUAAGAAAUAUUGUAGAGUUAGAAGAGUGAGUACUGUUACAAUACUAGUCUAUAUGAAAAUCGAAAAGCUUCGCGCGUUUACUGUUUUAAUUUUAUAAUUUCCAACGUUUAGAAAUUGCAGCUUUGGUAGUCCGUGACUGCGAGAAGCAUAUAUGUAGUUUUAAUUAAGUUUACGAUUCGCAAGGAGCGAAGAAAAUACUGAUUUGUUAUUUAUUAUUAACCUGAUCUGGUCACUUUGUCACCACAAUUUAAGCGUCACUUAUCUUUUAACAAAUUUUAAUUAGUUUUGGAAGAAA